AUGAUUGGAACUACCUCCAGCACGACCGGCACCUAUCGAAUUUCAAACUCCUCGCUUCGCCCUGCCCUGCCACGCCACUCCGAGAUCGACCAGCCUGGCUACACCACUCAAGUAUCCGUGGUAGUCUACGCCAGGCUGGUCACGAGCCUAACCAGGGACGGGAUCUUUGUUUCUAGGUCCAUUGAGCGGGAUUUACGGACGGUCACGCGUUUUGCAAUUGGCAAAUCUAUGGUACAUCGAUUGGCGGCGGCUUUCUUGGGGACUGCUGUCAGUUGCUGGCGGUUAAAUGAACGAGGGAAGGCUGUUAGCAUUUACACCUUUAGCACCGUUAUUGGGUCCCGUCCUGGGACCUAUCGUAGGCGCCUGCUGAACGGUCGACCUGGAGAUGGGUGGUCCUAUGCGCCCCUCUUAUUAGAAAGGAAGGCAGAGCGGAUUGGCAGAUCUAUGGAUGUCGAAAAAAUGCCGUAUAGAGAAAUCCGUACCGUUUUCGAAAGUCAAGACCAUCGUCGGCGGACCAUCAUGGCCAAAUCUCUUAGCCGCCCCUUUGCACUCUUUGCCCCGAGAGCGAUGUACAAGAUUUACGUUCAUUUCAAAAAUAAGAACGGUGGAGUUGCGAAGCCGGAGUUCCGAUUGCCUACGGUGGUUCCCGAAUCCGUGCUACUUCCAAUAGGGUGUUCGAUCGGUAUUGCGCUUGUAGGAGCAGGCAUCAUUUUGAGUUUCCAGUGUAUCCAGGCAUACAUUGUUGAUUGUUUUACGCUUCACAUGAUGCUGCUUCCGGGCGAUACUAUUCUGGGGGUCGUGGCAAUCGUCAUAGGCUGUCCUGCGUACGUAUUCGUUCUUCUUCCUUCCGUUGUCACCCUUCAUGAUUACGACCCAGACCCUGUAUAUUUUGGUAUUACGGGGAGCAGAUACGGAACAGCAGUCGAUAUGCACGGCGAUAACGCUAGACAAAUGAGCAGCGACCGAAGUAAGGCAUGGAUCGCGAUAACUCACGAAUUAUGA
Suillus plorans is the source of this 1002-nucleotide messenger RNA. RefSeq lists its product as uncharacterized. Lineage: Eukaryota; Fungi; Basidiomycota; Agaricomycetes; Boletales; Suillaceae. The coding region runs from base 1 to 1002 and encodes 333 amino acids. The transcript is spliced from 7 exons. The record is from RefSeq and is a predicted model, not a curated record.